CUCCUCCCCAGCGAAGAUCCGCCCCGGGGGAAGCGCAGCGAGCGGAGCCCCAAGGGAGCCGAAGCGGCUCGACAGACUGCAUCUCCCUCUGCCACCCGCCCCGGGGCUCGGCGAUUUCACACUCGGGCGGCCGCUCUGCGCUGCGCCAUGCGGGAGCGCUCGGCCAUGGCCUCCUCGGGAAAAGCAGACGCCGUCGCCGCCUGCCUCCCCUCGCAGUGCUUUGACCCCCUGACCAGGUUCUGCGUCAGGUGCGCCGACCUCUUCAAGGACAACGCAACUCUCCCCCUCCUGACCCCGCCGGCGUUUCGCACCACAGCAGAGCCCGUCCACGUGGCGCCCACCUCGGCCCCGCCGCCCACCCUGUCCUCCGUGGACCUGCCCAGCACCCUCCUGCUCUUCGGGGUCCCCGCGCUGGUGGUGCUCCUCCUGGUUCUGGCCGCCCUCUGCGGCCUCCUGGGCUGCAAGGCGAGCAAGCAGAGGAGGAAGAGGAGGAAGACGGAGCAGGAGGCCAAAGAAAGCCUGGGUGAAACCGGCCCCCUGCCCAGCCCCGCUUACCCGGACCCCGCUGCUCCACUGGGGGAGGCCGACCCAGCUCGGGGCCCCUGCCCGCACCUCAACGGCGGCCUGAAGGCAGUGGGGCCGCCCCCGAGGGACAGCACCAAGCGGCGGCCGUGCUGCCAGGGUGAUGGCGAGCGCGACGUGGUGCUGCUGGCCGCCCCCUGGCCCCGCCACGAGGAGCACGGCCACGGCUUCCCGCUGCCGGCCACCGAGCUGGGCGCCACCGCCUUGGUCACCACCAAAACCACCCAGGACUGCGUGGGCCAGGAGAGACCGUGAUGGACUGGAGACGGGGCCGGGGCUCUCCGGUUGCCCCCUGCAGCCAGCCAGAGCCCUUCCCCGGGUGGGCAAGGCCCGGCAUGGACCUGAGCUGCACCAGAACUGGGCUUUGCCAUUUGUCACUUUUGCCACUUUGCCAUUUUUGUGGAUUGCGUGCCUGUAAUCGCCGGAGGAAGCCGAAGGAGCCACGCCUGGAAGAGGCAGGGAUGGGGCCGGUGAGGAGGGAGCAUCGCGGGGGCUGCUCUGCCUCCUGCCAGGCUGCCACAGUGCGGGUGUGGGUGAACUGGGGAGCCCGGAUGGGUCUGCUGCUGGAGGGGGGGACUUGUAGGGACAUGGGGCUGGGCAACCAGAAAGGGGGGGAGCAGGGGGUACAUUAAGAUGAAACCCAUUCCCAUUAUCUCGAUUUUUUGCUCCUGACCUCAAUAAAAUGAGACUUGGGGCCAAACAGAGCAUCGCUCAUGCAGCAUCUUCUCCAUGCACAGUCCUGCCUCCCCAUCUCCUGCUCGCCAUGACACCCAGGUCCCCGCUCCCUCGGGGCGCUCCCGUGGGCGACAGGCACCCGUGGGCACUGGUGGGACCCCCCCCUGCAUCUGGGUGCCCUGGGGCUGGGAAGCGAGUUCGCCUUUCUGAGCAGGGAGCGAGGGAAGGAGGCUGGAGAAAUCUGCCUUAGCUCCAAGCUACAGUGACUGCAGUCAGCGAGGACCAGGGGCAGGCAAUGGAGCCUGCUGGUCGAGAGGCGCGCUGGCCGCAGGAGCUUGUCACGCUGGCCCCAGACAACCAUCGCUUCAGCUCACGGUGGCUGCAAAAAUACCGCGUGUCACUCGUGGUGACAGGACUCCCGGUGAUGGAUGUUUCCGUGCUGCACACAACCAGGCAGGGAGCGAUGUGAGCGUGGGAGGGAUGACUUCAUUCAUCUGCGUGUCUCCGGGGGGUUGCUGCGCGCGAGAAUUGCCGGUCCGAGGCAGCUCUCCCUCGAUGGCCUUCUUCACACACAUGCCGGUGGCUCGCCUGGGCAAGCAGAUUUGGAAAUGAAGUUGUCAUUGCGGAUGAGCUCCGUUCAACGUUUCCAGCUUUGCUCCCGAUCCACCACCGGUUCUGGUACCCGAUGUCACCAUCGAUGGACGGCCGGUCAUGGGGGCUGGGCCCACCUAGAGUGCUCUCCUCUCUACCGUGGUCUUCAGAAGCUGGAGGACGUUGCCAUGCUCACCCCGUGGACCAUGUAGGUCUGCAGAUCAUGGUGGGAUCGACCAGUGACUGCCGGGUGACGUUGGCUCCUCUGGGGUGCAGGACCGCGUGCUGUUAGAGGGUGAUGCCCCCCUCCUCCCCCAGCCAUGGAUGCUGGAGCUGGUUUCACGUCCUUCACCCCAUCAGGGGAACCACACGAGCUGCCGCAGGGCAUGAGGGACCAAGUUCUUCACCACAAGUCCUCUCCCAAACCUCAAAGCGCUGGCUGGGCUGAGCCUCGAUCCGGCUAAUGCCCAACACAGUUCAAGACACGAUGUGUCCCCAUCACUGGGGGACACAAACAAGCCCAAGCGCUUUGGGAACCAGCCCGUGCCCAGCUGGGGACAUUUUGGCACUGGCUUGUGAGAGGCAGAGCUACCUGCUUCACAGAGAACGGGAUGGGAGGUGGCAGGAGUGGGACUGUCACGCACCCCCCUCCCAUUUCCACAGCUGAGCCCCGUUUGUGCAGCAUCCACCCCACACGGGUGUGGUGGUUUGGAAAAGCAAAUCCUGCAAAAAUCCUGCCGAAAAAGGCCCUCUUCCUGCUGAGGCGGGGGCUCCUGCUCUUACUUCUUCAGGUGCCUCCCCACACGUCUCCUUCACGGGACAGCCCAGGGAAAGGGGAGAAACAGCAGCAUGAAGCGGAUCCCCUCUCCUGGGAGCCCUCCCGCAGCCCCCGGUGCCUGCCCGUGGCAGUUUCUCUCUUCCCCCAUGGGGCAGGGGCUGGGUUUCCCUCUGGCCUCCCAGCCUCCCGCUUUGGUUCCUUGAAAGGCUGCCGAGGCCGGGCCUCACCUGCCGGGGGGGGGGGGGACCCGGGAUUUCGGAGCGAGCAGUGUGGGGGGAAAGUCUGGGGAAAGCCCCAGCAGGUUUCAUCUCCUGCUCGUUCACCCGUGGGGGCAGCUGCACCAGCCUGACAUAACCCCUGCCCUCAGCCCCCCAAAACUCAUGCCGGCUGGGCGCCUGGGUGCCGGUGCCUAUCCCUCCUGCUGGGUACCAAAAUGCCCCUUCCAACCAAAGGCAACAGCCCCCAGCUGGAAAAGGCCCCGGCUGCUUCCCGGCUGCCCGGCUCCGUGGGCCGAGGCUGUCGGGGGACGCGGCCCUCCUGACGCCACUCGUCAGCAUCCGUCCCUAAUCACUACCCCACCGCGUAAUGACAGUAAUUAGCAGGAGCGAAGCCGCCUUGGGACUGGAAGCGCUGACGGAGUUCGGGGAGCCAGAUGGUGUUCGCACUUAAGGAAAGAAUUAAAAAAAAAAAAAAAAG
This is a messenger RNA of Anas platyrhynchos (mallard), 3322 nucleotides long. RefSeq names its product TNF receptor superfamily member 13C (gene TNFRSF13C). The record is from RefSeq and is a predicted model, not a curated record. Gene Ontology annotation, cellular component: external side of plasma membrane. Gene Ontology annotation, biological process: positive regulation of B cell proliferation; T cell costimulation; positive regulation of T cell proliferation. Gene Ontology annotation, molecular function: signaling receptor activity. Lineage: Eukaryota; Metazoa; Chordata; Aves; Anseriformes; Anatidae.